Ostertagia ostertagi is the source of this 363-nucleotide messenger RNA. Lineage: Eukaryota; Metazoa; Nematoda; Chromadorea; Rhabditida; Trichostrongylidae. The record is from the annotation of a GenBank genome assembly.
CCGAAUGGCUUCCAUGAACUUCAUUCGCGACAGAAUAUCGAAGAGCAAGAAACGACGAAGCAAGCGAUAACCUCAGAGAGUAGGAGACGGAGGCUCGAACGUCUUCCUCAUCAUGUUCCGGCGACCAGUGACUGUGAUACAAAUGACAGCGAUAUAGCCAUAAUCUGCGACGUGUGCGGAAUAAUGGAAUCUGUAGUUUGUGAAUUUGGUGUCCGAAAAGCAAUGAUUGAUUGGAUGCUAUGUGACGACUGUGGGGCAUGGGUCCACAUGAGCUGUGCGAAAACAAGGGAAUGCUUCAGUUGCAAGGAAGGAUAUUUAGAAUUGGAUCAUCCGGAAGUGAUCGCUAAGAAGCAUUCCGAGAAU